AUGGAGCGGGAACUCGCAGAACUCAAAAAGCAGGUACUCACCUUGCAAAAAGAACUGUCUCGCGUCUCCGACGAAGCUGAAAUCCGCAAAACCCACCACAAAUACGGCUACUACCUCGACAAAUGUCUCUACAACGAAGUAGUUGACCUCUUCUCCAACCGCCCUGACACCUUUGUCGAGUUCCUCGGCUCGCGCUACCUCGGCAAAGCCGGCGUCGAGCGCCUCUACAAGAAACGCUUCGCCGAGACCUUUGUCGCCGGCCGCAACGGUCCCAUCCACGGCUUUCUGCUCGACCACAUAAUGAUGCAAGACAUCGUCGACGUCUCCCCCUCAGGCGACCACGCCUGGUGCCGCAUGCGUGCCCUGAUGCAGGCCGGCACUCAUCACUCUAUCGAGAAAGACUUGCCGCUGGGCCACAGACAGUGGUGGGAAGGUGGUCUGUACGAGAAUGAGUAUGUGAAGGAAGACGGGGUGUGGAAGCUGUGGAGGUAUAGGUACUUUCCGUUUUGGCAUGCGGAUUUCGAGGCCGGGUGGAGCAAGACCAAGCCGAAUUAUGUGCCGUGGCCGACGAAAACGUUUCCGGAGGACCCCACGGGCCCGGAUGAGAUUCUCGAGAGAAAGAUGUUGUGGCCGGAUACGAGGGUGGUGCCGUUUCAUUAUCCGCAUCCCGUCACGGGGAAGAGGAUCAAUGGUGAUGAUUUGAGGGCGCCCAGGUACGGAAAAGGGGUGCGGGAGGGGUGUGAAGAGCCGUUGGUAUUGGAGUUGCCAGGUGGGAGCAAGUGGGAGGGGGCAGAGGAGCGGGAGAGUCGGAAGGGGGAGAAGGUGUUGCCUGAGUUGGUGCAGGACAGGGUGUUAACUUGA
Messenger RNA from Neurospora tetrasperma FGSC 2508, 861 nucleotides. RefSeq lists its product as uncharacterized. Lineage: Eukaryota; Fungi; Ascomycota; Sordariomycetes; Sordariales; Sordariaceae. The transcript has 2 exons. Bases 1 to 861 code for a protein of 286 amino acids. The record is from RefSeq and is a predicted model, not a curated record.